UCUUCCUCGGCCAGAUCUUGUUUUACAUCUUCACAUACCUCUUCAACCUCUUCCCAAAACUUUCAAAACCCUAGUUCUCUUCUCCAUUCUUUCAGCCGACCUCCUCCCCUACUCCUCCACCUCCACCUUCAGCCUCUGCGACGCCGCCUGAGCACCACCGCCAUGCUCCUCCCCUUCUUCUCCAUUCUUUCAGCCGACCUCCUCCCCUGCUUCUCCAUUCUUUCAGCCGACCUCAAAACCCGAGCACCACCGCCGAGCACCACCGCCGAGCCCCCUUGUAUCUCCACUCAUCCUCCAACAUCUAAGUAGAAAUGGGAGAGAAACAACAAUGGUCAAACGACCAUCUAAAAUGCUUAUUAGAGACUUGCAUUGAAGAGAUACACACGGUGGGUAGAAAAGGCUUGAGUUUGCAUAAAGACUCGUGGAAUAUAUUAGGAAAAGUUCUUAAGGAAAAGUUUGGCUUGGAUUUAACACAAAAACAAAUGAAGAAUGCAUAUGAUAAUCUAAAAGCCAAAUACGUAGGUUGGGUGUAUUUGAAAAACAAAACCGGCAACAUAUACAACCCUCAAACAAAUACUUUUAGCUUAACGAACGAGGAAUGGGAAGAAUUUAAGAAGGGGCAUCCGAAGGCUGCAUCAUUGAAGACAGUUCCAUUGCCUUUUCCAGAACUUUGUGCAGAAUUGUUUGAUGGAAAUACUGCCACUGGAAAUUGCAUCAUUGACAUUGUAUGCUUUUCGUUUAUGUUUUAGACAUUGUAUGCUUUUAUGUUUGACAUUGUAUGCUUUUGGUUUAUGAUUGUAUCCUUUGGUUUAUGCUUAUGCUUUUAGUUGUUUAUAAUUGUUAAAACAGGUUCAUAAUGGAUUAUAAUAAGAAAUUACUUCUCGUUAUUCUUAUGUACUUGUAUGUCCGGUUUUUUUGGAAGAGAGGUUUAAAACGAAUGCGAGAUAAUGAUUCGCGUAUGACGGGACAUAAAUACACGUUAGAGUUAUUGACAGGAAAUCCCAAACAAUGCAUUGAUCUUCUACGUAUGUCUCGUGAGUCAUUUGUCCGACUAUGUGCACAUUUUAGAGUAAAUUAUUCGUUAGAGGAUAGUAAACAUGUAUCGGUUGAGGAGAAGAUGGCUAUGUUUUUGAUGAUAAUCGGUCAUAAUCAACGAUAUGUAGUUAUCAAGCGUAGAUUUCAACACUCAAAGCAAACAAUUCAUAAAUAUUUUUAUGAAGUGUUGGAUAAAAUGAUGCUCUUUGCCAAAGAAAUGAUAGUACCAACUUCUUUCAAUCCUAAUCCAAACGUACCGGGACAUAACAAGAGACUACGACGGGUUUUUAAAGGAGCGGUUGGUGCACUAGAUGGAACUUUAAUACAUGCUGUUGUCCCUACUAGUAAACAAGAUUUAUAUAGAGGAAGAGGAAAAGGAGAUUGUUAUCAAAACGUAUUAGCAAUUUGUGACUUCAACAUGAUUUUUACGUUCGUCGUGGCCGGCUGGGAAGGUGUAGCACAUGAUGCAAGAAUAUUAUCAGAGGCAUUAUCAGAUCCAGAUGCACCAUUCCCGUUUCCACCACAAGACAAGUAUUAUCUUUGUGAUGCCGCGUAUGCACACAUACGAGGAUUUAUGGCUCCAUAUCGUAAUGUGAGGUAUUGGCUAGGAGAUUUUCGCCGAAGACGUGCAUUGACUAAUAAAGAGAAAUUUAACCAUGCUCAUGCAAGACUUCGGAACGUAAUUGAGCGUGCCUUUGGUGUCUUGAAAGCAAGAUUCCGUAUUUUGAAGAGGAUGGCACCAUUUCCAUUGGUUACACAAAGGAACAUUACUAUUGCAUGUUUCGCGCUACAUAAUUUUAUAAGGAAAGAGGGUUUGAGCGAUGAAUUGUUUACAGAAUAGAAUCAACCCAAUGUUUCGGUGCAUAAUACGCAAGUGCACGUUAAUGCUGGUGAAGACGAGGUUGAAGCACAUGGUACCGCAUCGGAUCGAGAAUAUAUGAAUCAGUUACGAGAUGAGAUUGCUGAGCAGUUAAUGCAAAGCACGGAUACAAUGCUUUAAAAAAAAUGUUAUUGUCUUUUUUAUGAAUAUUAUUUAAGUAUUGUAUAACUAUUAUUUAAGUUUGAAUGUUGAAAAACUCUUUUAAGUUUAAUAAAUCAGUUUAUUUAUAUUUCAGUUUA
Messenger RNA from Helianthus annuus (common sunflower), 2154 nucleotides. RefSeq lists its product as uncharacterized. The record is from RefSeq and is a predicted model, not a curated record. The transcript has 4 exons. Bases 857 to 1876 code for a protein of 339 amino acids. Lineage: Eukaryota; Viridiplantae; Streptophyta; Magnoliopsida; Asterales; Asteraceae.